GUCCCUCCGCUUUGCCGGGGAAGGAGCGGGGCUCUUCCGCAGCUGCCUCCGCCGCAUUCCCGACAGGUUCAGACCAGACCUGGACGGUGCGACACGGGCCUGAUCCGUGCCGGGAGCGGAGGUGGCAGCGGCCGUGCGUUUGGAGAGGCGGUGGUGAAAGCGAGCCUCUGGCAAGCCUCUGGGUUCAGGGAGUCAGCGAGGGUGGCUGGCGCCGUGUCUUCCCUAAAAAUCGUAAAGUCACGGUGUCAGAUGGCCAAGUCAGGUGGCCUUGGCGUCCCUGCUUGGGCGGGGCACCGGCUGCCUCCUGAGAAGGAGCCGGAGCGAAAGAGGUUUUAAACUUCCGCUGUGAGGCAAUAAAUAAAAAAGGAAAAACGAGUUCAGAUACAGAGCUCUGGCUGCGGUAAUGAGGCGUGUUCCUGCUCCGUUGGUCCCGUGUGGGAUUCCCUACUGCUGUCAUGUGGAGUAUUGCGUGCAGAAAGGAGAGUUGCCAACUGCUCGUGAGAGGUUUUCCUCAAUAUGAGUGGGUUCUAGCAGUUACAGUUUUCUGUCCUUGGUUGAAUUUGUUUGCAAUUUUUUUUAAAUUUCAUAUUCUUCUGUGACUUUAGCGUAACUUUUAGGGAAGAUGGAACUUCCUGUUAUCUUCUGCAGCGUCAUCAGAAUGGGGAAGCCAUAGAGUUGGUGGAAACUGCUAGGGAAAAUGUUCAGGAAUUGUGUCCACACAAGAUAUGAAAUUAUCCGUCAAUACAUUCUGUAAAGUGCUAAGCACUUGUCUUGUAUCAUGACACCCUACGUGUGAUGUAAAGGAUGUAUUUGUCGUGCCAGUUUUCAUACACAAGCUGUAUGUUAUGCAGGUUCAGCAUACUUCUCUAAUGAGUAAAGGGCAUUUGGGGUCUGACUAAUGAUUGUAAAACAUGCCAUUUUGUUAUAUGAAACAUACAUAUGUAUAUAUACAAAUCUCUUUCCUGAAUGAAGUCUGUGAUGAAACCUCAGGUGAAGGUUGCCUAUUGGAAGUGUCAUUUGGAAAGAAAAGAAUUGUGGAAAGGCUUUAGUUGGAAGGGACCUUAAAGACCCCCUGCUCUGGGCAGGCAUGCCAUCCCACUAAAUCAAGUUGUUCAGUACUCCAUCCAGCCUGGCCUUGAACAUUUUUAGGGACUGGGCAUCCACUUCUCUGGGCGACUUGUUCCAGUGCAUCACCACUGUCACGGUAAUGUAAGCAUUUUGGUUAGACAAGAGAGAGGAAGCAGGCAUGUCAGCUCUUUGUCCACCACCGUCUCCUGCAGUUGCUAAGACAGAAAUCUCUUUGAAUGGUGAAUCACCGUUAUUAGCUGCCACUUUUGCUUACUGGGACAAUAUUCUUGGCCCCCGAGUGCGGCAUAUCUGGGCUCCAAAGACAGAACAGGUACUUCUCAGUGACGGUGAAAUAACUUUUCUUGCUAACCACACCCUGAAUGGAGAAAUACUUCGGAAUGCAGAAAGUGGUGCAAUAGACGUGAAGUUCUUUGUUUUGGCUGAAAAAAGGGUAAUCAUUGUGUCAUUAAUCUUUGAUGGAAACUGGAACGGAGACAGAAGCACGUAUGGACUGUCAAUUAUACUUCCACAAAGUGAACUUGGUUUCUACUUGCCACUUCACAGAGUAUGCGUGGAUAGAUUAACACAUAUUAUAAGGAAAGGAAGGAUAUGGAUGCAUAAGGAGAGGCAAGAACAUUUCCAGAAGAUUGUCUUGGAGGGCACAGAAAGAAUGGAGGAUCAGGGUCAGAGCAUCAUUCCAAUGCUGACAGGAGAAGUCAUUCCUGUAAUGGAACUCCUUUCAUCUAUGAAAUCACACAGUGUUCCAGAAGAAAUAGAUAUAAGUGACACAGUGCUAAAUGAUGAUGACAUUGGGGAUAGUUGCCAUGAAGGCUUUCUCCUCAAUGCAAUUAGUUCACACCUGCAGACCUGUGGUUGUUCUGUAGUCGUAGGAAGCAGUGCAGAAAAAGUUAAUAAGAUUGUGAGGACAUUGUGCCUGUUUCUCACACCGUCUGAGCGGAAGUGUUCCAGACUCUGUAGAAGUGAAUCCUCUUUCAAGUAUGAGUCAGGACUUUUUGUUCAAGGCUUACUCAAAGAUGCAACAGGAAGUUUUGUGUUGCCCUUCCGCCAAGUAAUGUACGCCCCAUACCCUACUACACAUAUAGAUGUGGAUGUCAAUACAGUGAAGCAGAUGCCCCCUUGUCACGAACACAUCUAUAACCAGCGACGAUACAUGAGAUCUGAGCUGACAGCAUUUUGGAGAGCUAAUUCAGAUGAAGAAAUGUCUCAAGAUCAUAUUAUCCACACAGAUGAGAGUUUCACACCUGAUUUAAAUGUCUUUCAAGAUAUUGUGCAUAGAGAUACAUUAGUAAAAGCCUUCCUGGAUCAGAUCUUUCACCUGAAGCCUGGCUUGUCUCUAAGGAGUACUUUCCUUGCACAAUUCCUGCUUGUCCUUCACAGAAAAGCCUUAACUUUAAUAAAGUACAUAGAGGAUGACACGCAAAAAGGCAAAAAGCCUUUUAAGUCUCUUCGUAGCUUAAAGAUAGAUCUUGACUUGACAGCAGAGGGCGAUCUUAACAUAAUAAUGGCUUUGGCAGAGAAGAUUAAACCAGGUCUACACUCCUUUAUCUUUGGGAGGCCGUUCUACACUAGUGUACAAGAACGUGACAUGCUCAUGACAUUUUAAAGUCUUCCCUGCAUCCGAUAUUGCAGUCCUGCAGAGCACAAAAUCUGUCAGUGUGACCCCCACACUGGUGACAAGCAUUGAAGGCUGAGGGUGAAACAUCAGGAAUACAGUAACAUUGAGGUGUGUCUCAAGCAGUGGGGGUCUUUUAAGAGGGAAUUUCAGCUUAGCUAGAUAAGCAUGAUUUUAAUUAAUCGGUCUCUUCUGUGUGUAUUUUUUUUAAUUGUAAAUGUUACCAGAAGGUCCUUGGCCAUAUUGGCUUAGUGGAUAAAUGUGAAUAUGUUUUGGUGUAUGAUAAAAGGAAGUAUUUUUAAUUUUUAUUGCCCAGAGACUGCUUUCCGGUGUGUGUCAGAUUUUCCCUGUUCUGGUGUGUCAGUAUUUUCAGUGUUUCUGCAGAAAAUAGUGCAUAUGUCCUCUCUAACCAUGGAGGUUAUAGAAAAGACGCCUUCCAAGGGUUUCAGAGUUUUUAAAACUGUUGUUCUUAUGUAUGUGGUGCAAAUCUUAAAUAUGGCUUUUACUUAUCUGCUUCUUUUAACACUAAUGUCCUUCCUUUAGAGCAUUUAAUCAUAGCUGGAAUUUUUAAUAUACUACAAAGUGUUAUUUCUGUGUGCAGACCAUUGGUUAUUUGCAGCAUAAAUAGCAGCACAUUGCACAUGGGAAUUAAGUAUUACUCAAGCAUCUUUGUGCAUGUAAGUGCCAAGCAGGAUAUUCUUAUCUUAUAUUUCUGGCCUGUCCUGUAUGGAUUGGUCAGUGAUCAGCUAACUGAGGUCUUUCAAAAUAUAAAACAGAGUACUCAUGUCAUUCCACAGCAAUUGUCAGUCUUUCUGUGUGUAAACUACCACUGGUAUUUGCACUGUCAGUUUCAAUGAGACUCAUAGAAUAAUUUAGAAUGGAAAAGACCUUCAAGAUCAUUGAAUCCAGCCAUUAACCCAGAACUGCCAGGUUCACCAGUAAAUCUUGUUCCUAAGUGCCACAUCUGCACAUUUUUUAACUCUUCCAUGGACAGUGAUUCCACUACUUCCUAGGCAGAUAGUUUUCAAUGCUUGACAAAAUAUUCAGAUUAAAAUAUUAGAUCCUUUCAAAGAACAUCAAGGUGAUAGCCAAGCUAAAAGAUAAAACAGUAUUUUUUUUCUUCAUUUACAUCACCAUUAAUAUAUUUAGUAAUCCUUAAUUUAAAAAUGUGCAUGACUAUGAACUAAUGUGAUUAGCAUUUUAGUAAGUUAACUCCAGUCAUUAAGCUUACCUAUCUUCUUAGUUCAGCUUAGAAUAUCUUCAACUUAGCUUGAAAAUCAAAACGCAUUUUCUGUUAGUAUGUCUCAACCUUUCUUUCUCUGUAGCAUGUUGAGCAGUGUGGUGUCAGGUGAAUCCAGACUUUUUGUUUUUACCCAGAAAUCAGAGGUAUAUCCAUACUGCAUGUUGUUGUAUCUCUGCUCUUUUUGGGCAAGUAUAGGAAUUUAUUUGUGUCAUGUUUCAGCAUAAAGUCAUAACUUAAUAUUCAUUGGAAAAGUGAAAGAGCUGCACUGACUGGAGAAGCCAUGGUCACUUUGUUGCUUACCUUGUUUGUAACUCUCCUUUGUAAAUAGGUUUCUGAUUUUAAGAUAGCUUUUUAUUAUUAUUUUCAUGCAAUGUGGCAGAAAAGUUGGAAGUUAGAGUCACCGCUUUUUCUGAAAUGUCUAAUGCUCAGAUUUUUAAAAGAAAUACUGUCCUUUAUUUAGAUGCCCAAAAUUCGUUUCCCGGAAGACAGAGAUUCUCAGUCAAAUGUUUUGAGCCUCUAAAAGAUGUGAAGUUGAGCCCCAUCUGCACACCAUUUUUGUGAGUUUGCACCAUCAGUGUUACCUGGUUGCAAAAAAACUGACAUUUUGUGCAGCCAUCGUUUUGCUGUAGGUGCAUAUAGAAGUCUUGCAGUAAAGCUUAGUGAUUUAUCAAAGGAAGUGUCAGAAUUACAUAAGUUACUUGUGCUGUGAUUCUGUUUGUCAUUCUACCUCUACUGUUCCCUUCUCUGUUUUCAAGUCAAGACAUUAGAGCAUGAAUGUGCCUAAGUUGUUACUGUCAUGUCUAAAUAAUGAAAGAAAUGUAAUAAACACUGCCAGAACUUCUAAUGUAGAAGUUGUGUCAAAAUAGAAGAGCUUUUAAUCUGCUGCUGAAAUCAAUCCUUUCAGCUUGAUAAGCAUUGGAAACUCAACACUGACACUACUAACAGUGAAGCUUUUGUUUACUUAAGAUUCUGUUACUUUUUGAAGUUACUAAAAACUGGAAAUUAAAUUGCUACUUUUGUUGCACAGCUGUCACAAAUGCAGAAUGUAUAUUGAAGUACAUUGUUAAAUGCAUCUGCAUGUUGUGUUGUAAAUCUAGCUCAGGAAACAACAUAAUAAAAUUCAUGCACAAUUUUUGGACUUUAA
Messenger RNA from Oenanthe melanoleuca, 5088 nucleotides. RefSeq names its product C9orf72-SMCR8 complex subunit (gene C9orf72). Gene Ontology annotation, molecular function: guanyl-nucleotide exchange factor activity. The record is from RefSeq and is a predicted model, not a curated record. NCBI's taxonomy places the organism in Eukaryota, Metazoa, Chordata, Aves, Passeriformes, Muscicapidae. Gene Ontology annotation, biological process: endocytosis; autophagy. Gene Ontology annotation, cellular component: endosome; autophagosome. The coding region runs from base 1247 to 2692 and encodes 481 amino acids. The transcript has 11 exons.